ACCAUCUUCUUAACCUUUCCUACAUCUUUCUUAUGUUUAAUGAAUUUCGGGUGAAAUGUACUCAAAUUAUUCUACUAACACGCGUUCAACAUAUUGACUGUCUACCCGAUCGUCCACAUGGUAUCUAGGACUUAGAUAUGUCCGCAGAUCUCUUCGCUGCGUUCGAGGAUUCCUCGAAACCUGCUCCACCCAAAGGUCAAAAGGGGCAACCGGCAAAUACCUCCAAGCAGGUUUCUUCUUUCACGCCCGACCCCUUUUCCUUCAACAACCCUAAGAAAACUAGCGCACAAAUAGGGCAACAUACGAAUCCUAUCACCCAACGUUGGAGUACUGAUACAUCUUUACGGAGUGGUCAGCUGCGAAAUACUCAGCAACCGUCUGGUGUAAAUGGCUGGACAGGUGCACCGUUUCAGUCUACUCAAUCAAAACUCCAGGAUGCUGAAGAUGAUGAUGAUGGUUGGGGUGACUUUGAAGUUGCUCCAAACGUGAACCAGCCGCCAAAUACUUCAGUAAUAGCCACUGCUCCAUCGAGGACAGUUGUUAAAGAACGACAGAGUCCACCUCGGCGGACAAGAGUUGUACGAGCGUCGACAAUAGAUCUUAUGUCAAAUAAUCUCCUUGAUCUUAAUAAUCCAUCAGCACUACGGAAUGAUGCGAGGGUGCCAUCUUGGAUGCAAGGCCAGCCUAAGAAGGUCAAAGCGCCGACGCCUCAAGUUGCUUUUUCAAAGCCACCCAAAAAGAUCCCCAAUGUUAAUUCAAAUGUGUUAUUUGACGCUGAUGAUUUUCAUGGGGAGCAGCAAGAUGGUGGCGACGAUGAUGAUGAUUUUGGGGAAUUUGAGACAGUUGCUUCACCAGCCCAACCGGAACCAGACCUUUUAUCAACUAAUUUCUAUUCGCCUCCUACAACAACCAAAAUGCGGCCCUCUCAAAUGCUUUCAGGCUUGAAUCUAACCUCACAAACAUCAUACCCGCAAGCACCACGGUCUCCAUCAUUCCAUGAAAGAAAUCCUUUCCCUGGGCUCGCUGUCGCGCCACCUUCAGCGCCAGAGAAGAAGCCAACCAAUGAAUCAAAACCAUCACCAGUAACUGCAUGGCCAUCCCUUGACGCGAAUAAGUCCGCGGGGAGUAAUGGAUUAAACGAAGACUGGGGCUCAUUUGAUGAUUUACCUACAGGAAAAACGGAAUCUAAUAUGGAUACGAAUAAGGCUGAUUCAAAUUGGGAUUGGGACUCAGAAGAGCCGGUCCAGCAAAAGCCCGUAAAGACAAAAGCACCGGUAGUAGCGCCUGAGCCUAAAGACUCGUCUUGGGAUUGGGAUCCUGUCGAUGCGGAUACCGAGCAACAGACCGAACAAGUAAAGGAUGAGUUACCUCCAACUAAUGUUCCCCCACCGUCUAUAUUAUUAUCAAUAUUCCCACAGCUGUUCGAUGAAGCGAACACGUCGUUGUAUAAACCUGUUAGCGGACAAUCAUUCUCUGUAAAAAACCGCAUCCUAUCUGACCCGAAGACCGUCGAAUUUCUCAAGGGAUACCUAGCUUUGGCGACGGUGGUAGCUCGCGUUAUCGCUGGCCGAAAGCUGAGAUGGCAUAGAGACAAAUUUCUUUCCCAGAGGAUGACUAUAUCAGCCGCAGGAAGCAAAGGAAUGAAACUUGCUGGCAUAGAUAAGGCGCAGACUGCCCGUGAAGACCGCGAGGCAGCUGAUGUCGUAGCUCAUUGGAAGGAAUACAUCGGCCGUCUUCGGUCCGCCGUUGCUACUGCUAAUUCGUCUAUCAAGAACAGCACAGAACAACUCAAGAUCCCCGAGAUCUCCGAAACAAUGCCGAUUCAGACCGAGAAGCUAGUUCCCACGGCGCCCAAGGCUUGCAUCGUGUGUGGUCUGAAGCGCAACGAGAGGAUCGCGAAGGUUGACUAUGAAGUUGAAGAUAGCUUUGGCGAGUGGUGGAUUGAUCAUUGGGGGCAUUUGGAAUGCAAAAGAUUCUGGCUACAUCAUGAGGGCGCUCUGCGACAGAGAUGAUUUUCACAAUUCAUCUCGAAGAACCAGUUACAUAUCAGAACUGUCGCUACAGCUAUCUAAUAUUAGUAGACUAAGAGACUGUCCUUGACCCUCGUAUUGAAAUGUUUGAUACCAAUAAUAACCGAAUAUCGAAUAUACA
Molecule: messenger RNA, 2151 nt
Organism: Annulohypoxylon maeteangense
Lineage: Eukaryota; Fungi; Ascomycota; Sordariomycetes; Xylariales; Hypoxylaceae
Exons: 1
Coding region: 138-2012 (624 amino acids)
Source: RefSeq, a predicted model, not a curated record